Bicyclus anynana (squinting bush brown) is the source of this 1254-nucleotide messenger RNA. RefSeq names its product carboxypeptidase Q-like. Gene Ontology annotation, molecular function: metallodipeptidase activity. Gene Ontology annotation, biological process: peptide catabolic process; proteolysis. Lineage: Eukaryota; Metazoa; Arthropoda; Insecta; Lepidoptera; Nymphalidae. Bases 1 to 1254 code for a protein of 417 amino acids. The transcript is spliced from 3 exons. The record is from RefSeq and is a predicted model, not a curated record.
AUGAAAUCGGAUCCAAUCGCUGACGAUUUCUAUGAAAAGUAUACCAAGUUUAUUGAUACAUUCGGCGCUCGUCCCUCUGGAAGUCCCACGUUGGAAAGAGCGAUUGAUCACAUGGUUGAUCUUACUUUGGACACCAGUUUCAAUGAUGUAUGGACGGAGAAUGUUACGGUGCCUCACUGGGAACGUGGAUAUGAGUCGUUGACUAUGACAUUGCCAUAUACAAGAAAUAUAUCGAUAUUAGGUUUAGGACCCAGUGUACCAACACCUGCCGCUGGUAUGACAGCGGAAGUAAUUGUAGUUAACAGUUUUUCAGAACUAGAAGCUAACUAUAAUGACGCAGAAGGAAAAAUUGUACUGUUCAAUGCUCAUUUUACUACUUAUGAAGAGACUGUCAAGUACCGACGGAAUUGUGCUAUAGCUGCAGCAAAACAAGGAGCAGUUGCAGCAUUAGUGAGAAGUAUAACACCUUUCUCUUUAUAUACUCCACAUACUGGUUCAGUACUCUAUGAGAACGGUAUAACUAAAAUACCUGCAGCUGCUAUUACUUUGGAAGAUGCUGAUUAUAUUCAAAGAAUUUAUAAUCGAGGCAAUAAAAUAUUGGUUCAUUUGAAAAUGUUGAAUAACUUUACUUUAAAAGAAUCUCGAAAUGUCAUAAUUGAUCUAAAAGGAAAAGAAACUCCAGAUAAAAUGGUCAUAGUUUCAGGGCAUAUUGAUAGUUGGGACGUUGGUACGGGAGCUAUAGAUGAUGGAGGUGGUAUGAUGAUAAGCUGGUUCGUACCGGUGAUUCUAAAAUACUUGAAUUUAAGACCUAAAAGAACUAUAAGGUGUGUACUGUGGACUUCAGAAGAACCUGGGUACAUAGGUGCAGCUUCGUAUAUAAAACGUCAUGCAAAUGAAAUAAAUAAUAUUGAAUUCGUAAUGGAAUCAGACUCUGGCACGUUUGAACCACUGGGUUUAGAAGUAGCGGGGUCUCAAGAUUUAAAAUGUUUGAUGGCAGAUAUUUUAAAAUUAACAGCACCAAUAGAUAAACUAAAGGAUGCUAACAAUAUCACAGGAACUGAUAUAGAACUAUUCAUAAAUUUAGGUAUACCAGGAGCUUCGUUACUAACUAAAGAUGACCAAUACAUGUGGUUCCAUCACACUCCAGCUGAUACAUUAACGGCUCAGAACAAAUCGAAUGUAGUAAAUUGUGCCGCGUUUUGGGCCGCACUUGCGUACGUAGUUGCAGAUUUACCUUUUGAUAUUCCACGUUGA